AUGAUCUCUCAAUCUCAAGAAAUCAUUGCUGUCCUCGAUGGGGUUCACCCUGAGGCAUUUGGGGGAAAUGAGGUGGAACGUCUCCAAGUUCGCGCGGCUGCACGUCGACUUCUCGCAAGGGUGGAGUCACCGUACGAGCGUGCUUGGGGCUUUUGCUUCGAACACCCUGUUGUAUUUGCCGCUCUUCAGACAUGCAUUGAUGUGGGACUGUGGAAAGCCUGGACUAUCUCGGGAGGUGGUGAGAAAUCGAUUCUUGAUCUGGUCAAAUUGACCAAUCCUGUUGUGGAGACAAAUUUGCUACCUUUCAACGUAGUCGAAGAGACCGGCGAGGACACAUUCAAGCCAACUCCAUUUUCACUCGCCAUUGGAGAUGAGACCACCAAGGUCCGUCCUUCGCUCCAAGCAGCAACGAACCAAUACAUACUGUCUGGUCACAACCUACCGAAAUACAUCGCGAAGAUCGGUUAUACAGAGCCUACAGAUAUCAUGGUGAACAACCACUCCGACUCCGAUCCAGAUGGUCUCAACUUUUUCGGUCGACUGCAAGAAAGUCCUUCUUACUUCAAAGCCUUUACUGGACAUAUGGAGGCGUGGACAGCAUGGAAGACUCCAUGGACCAAGGUAUACGAUACGGACAAACUUCUUGAGGGUGCGAAGCUAGAAGAUGGUUCUGCAUUCGUCGUUGAUGUUGGUGGAAACACCGGCAUUGACAUCUCUCAUGUUUAUGCCAAGCACCCUGACCUCCCUGUCGGUUCUCUUGUUCUCCAAGAUCUUCCUGAAAUUAUUGUCAACGCUCAAGUUGACAAGAAGAUCAAGACCAUGUCUCAUGACUUCUUCCUUCCUCAACCUGUGAAAGGCGACCGCGCUUACUUCAUGCACGCUGUUCUGCAUGACUGGCCCGACGAGAAGGCUAAGCACCUGUUGGAAAAUACUAAAGAUGCAAUGACCAAGGGGUACUCAAAAUUGUUCGUUUACGAUAUUGUUCUCCCACCUACGGGAGCGAGUAUCAGUCAGACUACCAUGGAUGUGAACAUGAUGUCUCUCCUUUCUGCUUCGGAGAGAACCCAGAGUGCAUGGGAAAGCCUCUUGACUGAUUCUGGCUUUAAGAUCAUCAAAUUUUGGCCGGAUCCUCAACAAUAUGAGAUGGUCAUUGAGGCCGAGGUGGCGUAA
This is a messenger RNA of Penicillium waksmanii, 1170 nucleotides long. RefSeq lists its product as uncharacterized. NCBI's taxonomy places the organism in Eukaryota, Fungi, Ascomycota, Eurotiomycetes, Eurotiales, Aspergillaceae. The record is from RefSeq and is a predicted model, not a curated record. The transcript is spliced from 4 exons. The coding region runs from base 1 to 1170 and encodes 389 amino acids. Gene Ontology annotation, molecular function: O-methyltransferase activity.